UAAAAAAAAUGUACUUUAUCGCAACUUGGCUUCAAACCCUCCCGCGCACAAGACUCGUCCCGUCAGUUGCUGGUAAAGGUAUCUAUCGUUCGGGCAGCUACCUCAAGGGUCUGACUGGAGUUCAGGUCCCUAUUUCCUCAAAAUGAAAAUUCUGCUUAUUAUAACGAUCUUUGCCGCAACGGCCUGGGCUAGUGAUCCAUGGCCAAAUCGUAUCCCCGACAACUUGUCCCUAUGUUACGUGAACAAAACUAUCAGCGAUCGGUUCCGUCGGAUGCCCAACUCGAUGGAAAAUUUGGUAGCCCUUAUCCGCAAGGUUGAAGCUCACCCCGACACUGUUCUUUGGACUAUGGGUAAAAUGGCCAGUACACUCGUCCACAGAUUCCGUUACGACGGUAUCAUUGACAUACCCAAUGCUGGUCCGGAUGUUGUCCCUGUUGUCAAUGAACGUGCUGAAAGUGACAAAUACCGUCUGCAAUGGAAGUUGGUGCCCGGUACAGCGAGCGAUUUCCCCGAAUCGUCUUUGACUAUGGAAGAAAAGUGUUCAUUGCAUUGGAUGUUAUCCUACACUGUGAACCACACGGCCCGUGCAGACACGCGCGGAACUGUAGGACGCUCUCUGGCCGCCACUGACUCUGAUGAAUCUGAAGGGCACGAAGAUCACCAUGAGCAUCAUGGAAUGGAAGAUGGUGAAGACAAAAAUUCACAAGAAACGACAGAAGGAGACGGCGUCGAAAAUGAAAAUCCAAUUGAAGAAAAUCCCGAGAGCGGAGAAAAUAAAGAAACUCCUACGGUGGAAUCAGCCGAACGAACAAACGACGAUGUAGUGGAAGAAAGCGUUCCAGAAGACGUGGCCGAAUCUGAAGAUGUUCCAGAAGAGGUUCCGGAAGAGGUUCCGGAAGAGGUUCCAGAAGAGGUUCCAGAAGAGGUUCCAGAAGAGGAUACUGAUGCCGACAGGACCGUGGUAGAUACGGCUGAAGACUACGGUCCAUCUGAGGAUGAGGAUGAGGACACAAGUUUCUGGAACCGUAAACGUCGUGAUGUUGACGCCAUUGCUGAUCAGCCGUUAGAAGUCGGUGUCGUUCACACCAAGUACGGCACUGUAGCGGCUGGUCCCGUUCUGGCCGGUAUUGCUGCCGGUAGUGAACCUCAAAGUGCUCUGUUGAAAGAUCUCAUUAAAGAACCUGCAAUGGAACUCUCGGAAAGCUCAAUGGAGAGAAUUGUCGAAAGCAUUUGGGUAGCUACGCUAGCAGCUGAUAUCGCUCAAACGUCUCUGUUGAGGACGCCCAAGAAAAUGGAAAGCUUCGGUCCCGGUGGUAAUUGGAAUUGCACGCUGUGUCCGCGUGAGUACAAACUGGAUACCAGGGAACAUUCCAUGCUGACUAAUGCCGAGUUUUAUGGCGGUGUUGACGGUUUGUUGAUGGCUAAACGUAUGGCCACUUGGGAUACCAGCAGCUAUAUGAAACUGUCGGCUGUGCUGGAAAUGUACUACUCUGAAACUGGUAUUCAUGGUGACACCAAGUAUCGUGCUUGCAAUCGUCUCUACAAUUACAGAGAUGAUGAAAUUAUUGAUCAGGCGAUGCUAAAAGAACAGUCCUUGAAUGCUGCUCUGGUUAUGUACUCUCGCGGCCUUGAUGGCGCUCCAACCGUCCUUCCCGGAGUUAAACCCGCAGAUCAAAUUGGCCAAUACAUCAACACGACAAUGAGCGCGAUUUAUGCUUUUGUCGAUGGAUACCUGAGCACUUCCAACAAUGCGGAUUUCACGCAGUGCAAAGGCGCUUAUAGCCAACCGACCGGCGAGCCUAUACCAGCUACCUACACCGAUCUUACCUUUGUUAUUGACCAGAACACGGAUGCUGCCAGUAUCUACAGCCAGAAAGACCUCGCUUCAGCGCUCGCUUUAGAGUUAGAUAUCCAAAUGGGCGGCAGCCGGAUGGAAGUCGUCUCAAGCAAGGACGGAACUCCGUUCAUGGAUCUCAACGCCACACGUAAUAGAGCCGAAUUAGCUUGCAGCAUCUCCAGCCUUCCUAUCGGAAACGGUGAACGACGCGUAGCCGACACGUUGGAUCGAACACGUUCCCGAAUUAUGACAGAACGUUCUUCUGAAAAAGCUAACAAAAUUGCUGGUGCCAAUAAACGCGCAGUCCUCUUUUUCGUGACAUCGAGCAUCUCUUCCGAGAAGGACAAAAUCAAAUCAGUUUUGCUGAAAAUGCUUCAAGAAAUGCCGGACGUUCAUAUCAUGUUCGCUACCUUGGCUAGUCCCGAGGAACUCCGUCCAUUUGUGGCCAAUUUCGAUCGUGACAUUAUCCGCAUGGGUCAGUUCACGAAAUAUUACGAAGCUGCUCCCGAAAUCGCUAAACGCCUAGCAACCGUCGGAGCACGUCUGUCUUAUCCCGAGUGCAAAGACAUCAGUACAAGUUCCAAUACCACGGAAGCAAAGUAUGUGUACACAGGAUUUCUUAAUGCGCAUACGGUCCAAUAUUUCCGUCUAGGUCCAGAGAACUUUUACAGCAGCAACGAACUAUAUUUAAGGUUCAAGAGCGUGUAUGGCCUGGCAAGGUACUGCGUUUCCACCACAAAGGAACGUCCUGGAACCGGUGAUAACUGCAAGAGCGCCUUGAAGGCUGGAGAUACCAUCGAAUUUAAAUUCAAUCAGCCGUGUGGCAAAAUGGUACCGAAUCAAUGCUCAAACAUCUACAUUUCGGCUGCUUCUGCCAGCCUCGACGAUAAUAUGCCCUGUGCAGAAAAAGACUGCCAUACUCCGGACCAGGUGAAAUUCACUUUCACCCAUUCUGGUAUGCGUUGCAAUGGUGCUGUUGGUGGUGCUGUUUUGUCUCACUUGACUCUAGUUUUAGCUGCAUUGAUGACUUGGUUCCUCAAUCAAAAAUAACAAUAAUACCUAAAAAAAAAAAAAAGUAAGAAAAAUUUAACAAUUUAAUUCAAUAACAUAAAGUUAAUUUGAGUUACCCUGAGAUCCAGCUACGUAGU
Molecule: messenger RNA, 2985 nt
Organism: Daphnia carinata
Lineage: Eukaryota; Metazoa; Arthropoda; Branchiopoda; Diplostraca; Daphniidae
Exons: 18
Coding region: 143-2887 (914 amino acids)
Source: RefSeq, a predicted model, not a curated record